This is a messenger RNA of Closterium sp. Naga37s-1, 1739 nucleotides long. Lineage: Eukaryota; Viridiplantae; Streptophyta; Zygnematophyceae; Desmidiales; Closteriaceae. The record is from the annotation of a GenBank genome assembly.
AUGAGUAGAAACGGUUCGAUAACUGAGCACAUUCGUGGGGAAGAGACAGCACCAGAGGACACGUCAGCAGGAGCGGAGGCCGCGCGCUUCGUGGUGGGGUCCAAGAUAUGGGUGGCGCAUGAGAAGGCGGCGUUCGCUGCAGCUGAAGUCACGGCGGUGCAGGACAAUGGGGAGACUGUCGAGGCGAUUCUCGUGGAUCCCAAAGAGGACGACAAGGUGCUCAUCCCCGCGCGGGAGUGCUUCCCCAGGGAGGAGGACGAGGAGAAGGACCCCAAGGACGACAUGGUGAAGCUGGACCACCUGCACGAGCCGGGCGUGCUGCACAAUCUUAAAAGACGCUACGUGCGCAACGCGAUUUACACGUACACAGGCACCAUUCUCAUCGCAGUCAACCCCUUCAUAUACCUGCCAGGCCUCUACCACCCACAGCUUAAGAGCCAGUACCGGAACGUACCACUGGGACAGCUCAGCCCACACGUAUUCGCCAUUGCGGACCAUGCCUACAGGUCUAUGAGGGAGGCGGGGCGCAGCCAGUCGGUUCUAAUCAGUGGGGAGAGCGGCGCCGGCAAGACAGAGACCACCAAGCUCGUUAUGGAGUACCUGGCGGGGGCAGGGGUGGCGGAUAAGGCUGCUGCUGCUGCCGCGGGGGCUGCAGGGGCUGUGGGCAUGGGGGGCGGGAGGAGAGGGAGGCGGGGAGGGGCGGAAGCAGUGGUGUCUGGUGAAUCGACUCAGUGUGUUGAGAGAGUGCUGCAGUCGAACCAAGUCCUGGAGACGUUUGGGAACGCCAAGACAGUGCGCAAUAACAACUCUAGUCGUUUCGGCAAGUUCAUUGAGAUUCACUUUGACAGUGACGGCAGGGUGACAGGAGCAGCCAUUCGGUCGUACCUGCUGGAGCAGUCCAGAGUGGUGCAGAUCAACAGCCCUGAGCGCUCCUACCACUGCUUCUACCAGCUGCUCUAUGGGGCCACGCCCGAGGAAUCAGAAAAGUAUUCUCUGCCCACAGAGGGCGAGCGGGCAGCAGAUUUUUACUACUUGGCGCAGAGCGACUGCUACGAGCUGCCCGGAAAGAACAGCAACGCGAUGGAGUAUGAAUCCACUCGCUCUGCCAUGAACGUCAUGGGGUUCGACCCACGCGAGCAGGAGGGCAUAUUCGCAGUGGUGGCGGCCAUUAUGCAUCUGGGCAAUGUGGACUUCACCCAGCCGGAGAGCACGGACGGGGCAGGCGAGCAGCCCUCGCUGGUGGCAAAGAAUGACAAGGCAGAGGCGGCAGUCAAGACAGUGGCACGACUCCUCGAGUGCGACGAGGCAGCGCUGUGGAACUCCCUCGUUUCCCAGAAGCGCAAGUUUGGCCGGGAGGUAAUCAGGACCCCGCUGGACCCUAAGAAGGCGGUCGGGAAGAGAGACACCCUCGCCAAGUUCCUCUACUCGCGCCUCUUUGACUGGAUUGUGUCAAAGGUGAAUGAGAGCAUUGGUCAGGACCCCAACCAUGCGUCUAUCAUCGGAGUCCUUGAUAUUUAUGGCUUCGAGCAUUUCAAAGUCAACAGUUUUGAGCAGCUGUGCAUCAAUCUCACCAACGAAAAGCUGCAGCAGCAUUUCAACUCGCAUGUGCUGAAGCAGCAGCAGGAGGAGUACGAGGCAGAGGGCAUAGACUGGUCUCGGAUUGACUUUGUCGACAACCAGGACGUGCUCGAGCUGGUUGAAGGGAAUCAAGGUAUUCUCGCACUCCUGGACUCUGCCUG